AUGACGGGAAUCAGCCCAGACGUGAUCACCCACAAGCUCAACGUCGACCCCAGCUUCAGACCGGUAAAGCAGAAACGACGUAAGUUCGCUCCCGAAAGGAAUAAAAUCAUAGACGAAGAAGUACAAAACUUGAUAGAUUCAGGGAAGAUCAGAGAGGUCAAAUAUCCAGACUGGUUAGCAAACGUCGUCGUCGUCAGUGCGACAUACCAAAGAUUAGUCAACAAGAUGUUUAAAGACCAACUCGGAGACACAAUGGAAGUAUACAUUGACGACAUGCUGGUAAAAUCGAGGAAGGCUGACGAUCACGUGGAACACUUACGACAAUCCUUCGACAUACUAAAAAAGUACGGUAUGAAACUUAACCCGACUAAAUGUUCUUUCGGAGUGUCCACAGGAAAAUUCUUAGGUUACAUCGUCACCCAACGAGGAAUCGAGGCCAGCCCCGACCAAGUGCGAGCGAUCAUCAACAUUCAAUCCCCCAGGAACAUAAAAGAGGUACAGCGCUUGACAGGAAGAGUGGCGGCACUAAACCGUUUUAUAUCACGGUCGUCGGACAAGUGUCGAUUAUUUUACGACGUCUUGCGCAAAAACAAGGGGUUUAACUGGUCCGACGACCACGAAGCAGCCUUGCAAAACCUCAAAAAAUACAUGAUGUCGCCACCCCUCCUAUCCAAGCCAAAAGAAGGAGAAGUCUUACAGCUCUAUUUAGCCGUUAGCUCGACGGCCGUCAGCGCGGUCCUAGCUCGAGAAGACGAAGCACAACAACUACCCAUUUAUUACAUCAGUAAGUCACUACUGGAAGCAGAGACCAGGUAUUCCUCCCUCGAAAAACUCGUUUUAGCACUCGUUACCGCAGCCAAAAAACUAAGGCAUUAUUUUGAAACUCACCAAAUAGUGGUGAUGACUAACUAUCCAAUCAAGUCUGUGAUGCGUAGGCCAGAACUGACAGGUCGAAUGGAGAAGUGGACAAUGGCACUAGGAAGGUUCGACAUCAAGUAUCAACCAAGGACGGCUGUAAAGUCGCAGGCUCUAGCAGAUUUUGUGGCAGACUUCAGCCCCGACUUAGAGAGAAUAGCAGACGACGAAGUCAAACUCAUCAACAACAUAGAAGAAAUAUGGACACUCUUCGUCGACGGCUCAUCUAACUUUCGUGGUGCAGGUUUAGGCGUCGUACUAAAGUCGCCACAAGGGGACAUGAUAGCACAUGCAAUCUGCUACGACUUCAAGGCAACUAACAACGAAGCAGAAUACGAGGCACUAAUCGCCGGAAUGACAUUAGCUACGGAAUUAGGGGCAAGCGGACUCAACAUCUUCAGCGACUCACAACUAAUCGUCAACCAGAUUAACGGCAACUACGAAGCUAAAGACUUAAAAAUGACCUUGUUCGGAAUACCGUCAGAAAUCAUCUGCGACAACGGAUCACAAUUCAUCAGCGACAAAACAAGAGCUUUCUGCAAAACAUGGAACAUCGAGCUAAAAACAUCGACGCCCAGAUACCCCCAAGCAAACGAACAGGCGGAAUCCAGCAACAAAACGAUCAUCGCGUCGCUGAAGAAACGGUUGGACGACAAGAAGGGGCGAUGGGCAGAAGAACUACCAUCCAUCCUAUGGGCCAACAGGACGACGCCUAGGACGGCAACAGGACAGACUCCCUUCUCACUCGUUUACGGGUGCGAAGCAGUACUUCCCCCUGAAGUGACGUUGCCCAGUGCACGAUAUGGACUCAUGACGCCGGAGCAAAACGACGUAGAACUCAGCGAAAACCUCGACAACACAGAAGAUCUCAGGGAAGCAGCGUUGAUAAGAAUGGCGUCACAACAACAGAUCGUGGCAAAAUGCUUCAACAAAAAUGUCAAAGUGAAGAUGUUUAAAGAAGGAGAUUGGGUACUGCGCAAAGUAUUCCAAAACACGAAAGAAUUAAACGCAGGUAAAUUAGCACCAGCUUGGGAGGGACCGUACUUGAUCGACAAAAUCGCCGGAAAGGGGGCAUACAGACUCAUUUCCAAAGAUGGCAAAUCGGUCCCCCGAAGCUGGAACGCAACACAUCUUAAACUUUACCAUUUUUGA
This is a messenger RNA of Spinacia oleracea (spinach), 2067 nucleotides long. RefSeq lists its product as uncharacterized. Gene Ontology annotation, biological process: DNA integration. The transcript is spliced from 3 exons. The record is from RefSeq and is a predicted model, not a curated record. Bases 1 to 2067 code for a protein of 688 amino acids. Gene Ontology annotation, molecular function: nucleic acid binding; RNA-DNA hybrid ribonuclease activity. Lineage: Eukaryota; Viridiplantae; Streptophyta; Magnoliopsida; Caryophyllales; Amaranthaceae.